Molecule: messenger RNA, 5766 nt
Organism: Prorocentrum cordatum
Lineage: Eukaryota; Dinophyceae; Prorocentrales; Prorocentraceae
Source: the annotation of a GenBank genome assembly
AUGAAGACCCUGACUGCCCUCGGCGGCUGCGUGGGCUUCAUCCGCGACGCGUCGCUGCGGGGCAGGGUGGAGCAGGCGCAGGAGGCACUUCCCACCAGAUCGGCCCUCCAGUUUUUCACCACGGUGCUGAAGGGCUGCGUCAUCAAGCUGCUCGGGCACCCUUGUGCUUGGGGCCUCGUUGCUGCCUUGUGCUCCGUGCGGUCGGCGGACUUCGACGCGCUGGUCAUCGGCAGCGUGCGCGGCUUCCCGCACGCCGCCAGCAUCAGGCAGCGCCCCUGCCGUGCGCUGCUGCGGCUCCUGCGCCGGCGCAUCGGCAAUCAGCACCUGGCCUGCGUGGAGGGCGGCGGUACUUCUGCGGCCGCAUCCACGGUGGCGCGCCGCUGCCGGACGGGCGCGCUCACGGCGAGCCGCCUGGUGGAGGGCGGCGCCACGGUGCUGACGCACGGUGCAGGGGUCAACUCCUGGUGGCUGCUGCCAGUGCUGGUCGAGGAUCCCGAGAGCGUGGUGAGGGGCCUGUGGGCGCGCGGCUUCGACGCAACCUGCACCUCGACGCAGCUGAAGCGGGUGCCAAAGAGCAUCGGCUCUGGCUGCAGCGACAUCAUGGACCGCAUCGUCUACCUGCCUCUGACCCCGGAGCUGCCGCGCGAGGCCGCGAAGUCUCUGGCGGACGCGGUCCUCCACCUCCGGCAGGCGCAGCCGUCCGAGCAGGGCAGGGCGGUGGCGAGCGGAGCGCCAGCGGCGGGAGUCUGGGCGGCGCUCCUCUCCGUGGUCCUGGCGCUGAGGCCCGCGCUGCUCCAGUGGCCGCUGUGGCCCGCCGGCGCCCUGGUCGUGAGGGCGGCAGCCGUGAGCCUGGUGGCUCUGGUGGCGGCAGUGUGGCUCGCCCGCAGGCUUGCGGCCGAGCCGGGGCUGCAGAUGGCCGGCGCGGUGUUGCCGGCCUUGGCGCCCAGGCGGCGGUCGGAGGGCGCCGCUUGGUGGCGAGGCAGACUUGCCAUCGAGCAGAGAAUCGACGGCGCAGUGCUCCUCACGGGGGCCACUGGCUUCGUUGGUGGAGGCAUCCUCUUCGGGCUGCUGGCGCAGGCCGAGGAGCUCGGCGUCACUCGGAUCGUGCUCCUGCUUCGCCGGAAGGACGGGCAAACGGUUGCGGGCCGCCUGGCGCAGCUGCGCGCCAACGUCGCGUUCCAGGAGGUGCAGGAGCAGUUCGACAGGCUCGUGACGGUCAUCGAGGGCGACACGUCGCAGAAGAACUUCGGGCAGUCGGACGCGGCGGGGCCCUGGGUCCAGCGCGAGCCACUCCGCGUCGUGCUGCACUGCGCCGCUGACGUGCGCUUCGACCAGCCGCUGCAGCAGGCGGCGCUGUCGUUGAUCUCUGCCUCGCUUCAGGUAGCCCUGCUCGCGAAGCGCUGGGGCGCCUCGCGCUUCUUGUUCGUGUCGACGGCGUUCGUGCACGCAGUGCCGGCAGCCACGAGCGCGCUGCAGGAGCGGCUGGUGGAGCUCCGCGACUUCGACCCGAUGGAGCUGUACCGGGACGCGGUGUCGCAUGGCAAGUGGGCCGGGAAGGCAAUGCGCGAUUUAGGCUUCCCUAACACCUACACUUUUGCCAAGGCGGUCGCGGAGCACCUCAUCCUGCAGGCCUGCGGUACCGAGGGGAUGCAGGCUCACAUCGUGCGCCCGUCCAUCGUCACCCCCGCGUGGGCCUCGCCAUACGCUGGCUGGUCGGGGGACAAGCCCUCCACCAUCGUGGCGGCCCAACUGCUUCUACUGAAGCGCUGCCUGCGCAUUUUCAGGUGCUCGGCCCACCCGUGCCCUCUGGUGCCAGUGGAUGUCGUCGCCUGUGCCGCAAUCCAGGCUUUGGUUGCCUCCGCGCCAGCCGCGGGCGGCGUUGCCACCAUCGCGAACGCCACCGUGGACGCAUCCGAGGCCGCAAAGCUGCCUUCUUUUCAGCUCCUCGUCGACCGCUUCUACCAGUUAUUGGCGCUGCGAGGUGACGUGUCCCUCCCAGAAGCAGGCCUCAUCUUCCGCCUUAACCGGUGGGCAGAAAACGCGACUGUGUUCUGGCUGCUCGACAGAGUCAUGAACGUGUUCCCGAACAUGGUGAUGGCGUUUGGUGCCCAGGCCACCCUCUUCGCAGCGCAGACGGUCGGCCUGGACUCCAAGGCACUUCAGAAGCAGUGUAAAGCAAUGCAGAUCAUCGGUCGCUACAGCACCCUGCCUGCGCAGUACGAGCCUUUCAGUGCCCCUUCGUCUGGAUGGCUCUUCCGCUCGAAGGUUCGGCUUCCAGAGGAUUGGGACCCUGUGGAGUACAAUGUCCUCAUCCAGCGUGCCGCGAUCUUGUUCGCGCAGUCGGGCGGCAAGUCGGCGCCCCCCCCGCGCUCCUCGACCGACGGGUUCCAGGACAUCUGCGUCGUGUCGUCCAGACCCUGGUGGUGCGACGCACUGGCCGCUUUCACCAUGCCAGGGUCGCCGCUCCUCCUGUCCUGUGCCGACUUCAUGAUCCGGCAGGUCUUGAAGUGGAUGGACUUCACGGUCAAGGUGGACGCCGCCUCCUUGGUGUCCGCCACGGAGCUGUCGCAGCCGCUCGUUCUGUGCCCGACGCAUCGCUCUGUCCUGGACUUCGUGAUCAUCGGCACCGCCUGCUUCCGCUUGUGCCCGCUGCUGCCCCGGCUGCAGGUGCCCCACGUGGCCGCGGACGCGGAGUUCGCGGGCCUGCCCCUCCUGGGCGGCGUGCUCGCGUCGCUGGGCGCCUUCUAUGUGCGCCGCGGCGGCGGCGCGGUGCAGCCGGAUCCGGCGCUGCGGGCGGAGGUGAGCCGCGUCUUCCAGAAGGGCCGGCCCUUGGAGGUGUUCUUGGAGGGCCUCCGCAGCAGGGGGCGGCGGCAGCUGCGGCUGCGGUCGGGCCUGCUCCGGGCGUUGCGAGACGUGUCCCAGCGCACCGUAGCGCUGGUGCCGAUCGCGCUCAGCUACGAGCUGCUGCCGGAGGACACCUCCUUCUUCGACGAGCUGAGAGGCUGCCCGCGGCCUCCGCUCAGCACCUCUGCCCUCGUCGGCUGGGUGUUCCGCGGCAUGCGCGGGGAGCUGCCGUCGUUCGGGGAGGCUCGCGUGCGCCUGGGCGCCGCCCACGUGCUGGACGCCGCGGCCGAGCUGCCCGUGCUGCUGGCCGAGGUGCAGGAGCAGCUGGUGAACCUCACCUCGAUCACGGCCCUGCACGCGAGGGCCCUGGCGGAGCUCCUGGAGCUGCACCCCGCGGCCGUGUGCGCCGCUCUUCGCAGCGGGGGCGUGCCGGUGCACGAGUCACGCCUGCCGGCUGCUGCGCCGCUCACCGAGGCAGAGCGGUGGCCCCUGGUGCUGCAGACGGCGACGCUCCUCAGGGCGAGGCUGCCGCAGCAGUGGGCCCGCUGGCUGGUGGAGCCCGUGCUGGAGAGGGGCAGCCCCGACUGCUGCGAGCCGCCGCCCAGCGCCCGCUGCAGCACCGUCGCGCCAGCGACCACGCCACCGCCCCGCGGCGACGCGAGGAGGCCCAGCACAGCUGCGUGCGGUGCACAGCCGUCGGCUGCGGCACCCGAGGCCGCUGCCGAGCGUGGCGCUCCUGCCGUCCCCUCGGCCUCGGAGGCCUUCAAGGUCGCGGCAGGUGGCUCCCCGCAGUUGGACAUGGACGUCAUCGUAGCUGCCCUCGCCUUGAGGCUGGAGGCCGCAGAGGACGCGGCCCACAACGUCGCACGUGCACUGCAGGAGAGCGGCGUCGACAGGGUCACAGAGGAACACCUGCUGCAGCAGCUGCUGCAGACGCACGGCGAGCGGCAAGCGCUGCCGCCGCCGCUGGCCCGCGGGGCGGCGUGCAUCGUGGCUGGGCGGCUCAGUCCUGGCAUGGUGGCUGGCUACAGCGCGUCCCGGGAGAAGCCCUCGGCCCCCAGGCGGAUCGCGCCCCUGUGGCCCACAGCACCCCUGCACAAGGAGCACCGCUGCGACGACGAGGCGCUGGACAGGUGGGGCUUCAAGGACACCAGGUUCUCGGCGCAGUGGGUGGACGGGCGGCCCGCGAUGCAGGUGACGUCCACCAGGUACGGCUCUCUGGGAGGGCAGCCCAUGCACCAGCUGUGGGCGCUGUUCCAGACGGAGCUCGGGGUGUCCAUGAGUGUCCGCGGCACGCUGCCAGAGGAGGCGCUCCCCGCCCUGCCGCCGCCCUCGGCGGGCCUCGUCGGGCGGCUGGCGGCGGUGCUGGCGGAGGACCGCAUCUGCACAGAUGCCGAGGCGAGGCUGCGCGCUUGCACCGGCCACGGGCUGGCAGACAUCUGGCGCCUGCGGACGCGCUCUCUGCCGCGGGCGCCCGACGCGGUGGUGCGGCCCGCCGCCGAGGAGGAGGUCGCGAGCCUACUGGAGGCCGCCCAGGGCGACCACGGCUUUGCGGUCAUCCCCGUAGGUGGUCGUACCAACGUGACGUCGGCACUGACGCUCCCGGCACGGGAGGUGGACCCGAGGCCGCAGGUCGCCUUGGACAUGCGCGGGCUGAACCGUGUGCUCUGGGUUAACGCGGAGGACGGCGUCGCUCACGUGGAGGCCGGCAUCACGGGGAGCGCUCUGAAGGAGGCCCUUCGCGCGCACGGCGUGAACAUGGGCAUGGAGCCAGACUCGAUGGAGUUCUCCACCCUUGGCGGCUGGAUCGCAACCCGUGCGAGCGGCAUGAAGCGUGCCCGCUACGGUAACAUCGAGGACAUGAUCCUCGAGGUCAGCGUGGCGACACCCAGCGGCGUGCUCUGGCAGCACCAGGGCAUCGCCGGUCGCGCCACAGCGCGCUCGGCCUACGGCCGUGCCUCGACGAACGUCGGACUGCCCGGCAUGGUCCUGGGCAGCGAGGGCUGCCUGGGUGUGGUGACCUCGGCUGUCGUGAGGGUGAGGCCCAUGCCAGAGAUCGUGGAGUACCAGAGCGUUGCCUUCUGCGACUGGGAGCAGGGUACCCAGUGGAUGAGGGAGGUGGCGCGCCUGCCGGCCGCGCUGCGGCCCGCCUCGUGCCGGCUCAUGGACAACAAGCAGCUCCAGCUCUCGCAGGCCAUCCGCGAAGACGGGUCGAGGGGCCAGCUCGCAUCGGCAGUGAAGCGCGCCAUCCUCAGGCUGAAGGGGAUCCGCCCGGAGGAGGCGGCCGCCGCCACGCUGGUCUUCGAGGGCAGCCAGCUGGAGGUGGUCGCCCAGAAGUCCGCCCUGUCGCCGCUGGUGCGCAGAGCAGGAGGCGUCUGGGGUGGCUCCAGCUCUGGCGAGGCGGGCUACGCUCUCACCUUCGCGAUCGCGUAUUUGAGGGACUUUGCGCUGGACCACAGGAUACUCUCCGAGUCGCUGGAGACCAUGGCCCCGUGGUCGGUGGUGGACAGCGUGUGGCCUGCGGUCGUCGCGGCGGUCAGGGCGGAGCACGCUGCCAUGUGGCUGCCAGGCCAGCCGUACCUGACGUGCCGCAUGACCCAGCUGUACGACGAGGGCGCCGUGCUGUACAUGUACCUGGCCGUCAGCACCAUCGGCCUUGCGCCAGAGAAGGCGCUGGAGGCCUUCGAGCGCCUGGAGCGCGCGGCGCGCCGCGCCGUGCUGGACGCGGGCGGCUGCCUGAGCCACCACCACGGCGUCGGCAAGCUCCGUGCGGGGCUCCUGCCCCGGACGCAGGCCCCGGCGUGGUCGGCCGCGCUCCGCGGGCUGAAGGCCGCCGUGGACCCCGCCAACGUGCUGGGGGCCCGGAACGGCGUCUGGGCGGAGGCCGCGCGCGGGGAGGAGCGCUGCGGCGCGCCGCUGUGA